This is a messenger RNA of Carlito syrichta (Philippine tarsier), 6666 nucleotides long. RefSeq names its product polycystin family receptor for egg jelly (gene PKDREJ). Gene Ontology annotation, molecular function: calcium ion binding; calcium channel activity; protein binding. Gene Ontology annotation, cellular component: membrane. The transcript is spliced from 2 exons. Bases 1 to 6666 code for a protein of 2221 amino acids. Gene Ontology annotation, biological process: detection of mechanical stimulus. NCBI's taxonomy places the organism in Eukaryota, Metazoa, Chordata, Mammalia, Primates, Tarsiidae. The record is from RefSeq and is a predicted model, not a curated record.
AUGUGGCCAGGGCCCGCGCUUCUCCUCUUCCUGGGCCUGGCCCUGGCCCUGGGCCGCCUCCCGCCGCCCCCGGAUCCCCUCGGGGUCCCGGCCGCCAUCCCGGGGGCGCGGGCCUCGCCGUCGGGCGGCCUCCUCGGGGGCCCUGCCCGCCUCCUCCUGCGGCCCCGCGCGGCCCGGGAGGGUGGCGUCCGCCUGAGCGGUGGCCGCAACCUCUGCUUCUCCCAAAGAAAAGACAGGGACGGGAGCGGGUCCGCCCCCCUGCGGCGCUCACUCGGACCCCUGGCCUGGACCUUCCGCCUGCGGCUGCUGGGACCCGGGGGAACCCGGAUGGCUCGUGACACCUCCUCCGCCUCCAGCUUCUCUCCCAGCUCCGUCCUGCCUGCCGACCCUGGCCCCUACACCCGCUUUGUGGCCCAAACCAAGUGUCCCACGGAGGGACCCAAGACCGUGGUUUUGGAAGCUGCCAACUCGUCCACCUACAGAGCCAUCGAGUCGUCAGUGUCCUGCCAGAUAAAUUCCUGUGUUAUCAGGAAGGUGAAGAUUAAUACAAAUAAAGAUGGUUCUCCUGUGCUCUUGCCAAGGAAGGCAGAAACUACCCUCAAUGCCACCGUCGACCUAGAGUGCCUAAUUGCCCUGACCUAUUCCUACCACUGGAGAGUGUUUUCCGUGCCUUCUGUAGGUGAUGUGCCAGACUGGACCCAACCUUUGAAUCUCCCACAGCUCAAGAUGGGGAGAAGUCCAUUAGUUUUUCAUAUCCCCAGCUCUUCUUUGUCUUGGGGGGUGUAUGUGUUUAAUUUCACAGCGUCCAUCACCACAUCGAAUCCGAAAAUGCCUCUGAUAGAAGACUCAGAUGCCAUCUAUGUCUGGAUUAUUCGAAGUCCCCUGCAGGCGGUUAUCCUUGGGGAUGCCAACAUAACAGCUAAUUUCACAGAUGAGGUGAUUCUUGAUGGAUCAAUGUCCUCCGACCCAGAUGCAAACAGCCCAUUAGAGGGACUCCGUUUUUUUUGGUACUGUACCACAAAUCUGAGAAACUACCGUGAAGAUCAAAUAACAGUAAUGAGCAAGGAAAUCUGUCAUCCAGAGCAGACCAGUCUGAAGUGGCCAUGGGCCUCUGGCCCUGUACUAACACUUUUGCCAGAAACACUCAAAGGUGACCAUGUGUAUUUCUUCAGAAUGGUGAUACAGAAGGGACACAGAACAGCAUUUGCUGAUAAAAGGGUUCACGUGUUCCAAGGACCGAGUGCGAUAGCACACAUUGCAUGUAUUGAAAAUUGUGAUAAAACCGUAAUUACUUCAGACAGAUUUUCUUUAUUUCUAAAUUGCACAAAUUGUGCAAGCCGUGAUUUCUAUAACUGGUCCAUUUUGUCUUCUUCGGGUAGUGAGAUGCUAUUUGACUGGAUGGGGCAAACUGUAACAGGAAGGAAUAGUGCUUAUCUGUCUGUAAAAGCUUUUGCUUUCGGGCACUUUUUGGAAGCUGAGUUUUGGGUUUCUCUAUAUCUAGCAAGUUGGAGUGGAGUAACCUCGAUCUUCAGGUAUUCCUUUAUUAUAAACCAUGGCCCUCAAAUUGGAGAAUGCAAAAUUAAUCCAGCUAAAGGAAUUGCACUUUUUACUAAAUUUGUUGUCCAGUGUAGUAAUUUUAAAGACAAGCAUAUUCCUCUUACAUAUAAAAUAAUUGUUUCUGAUUUGCAAGGUAUUGGUGAAAUCAGUUCGGUAAAAGAGAACACUUUGGGGCCCAUAAUGUAUUUGGGGACUAAGCCCACGACACCCCCUUCCUUUCUCCCUGUUGGUGGGUUGGCUAAUCAUUAUGCCACAAAGAUAUAUGCUCAGGUUUAUGACUCUUUAGGAGCUUUUUCUCAAGUGACUUUGUAUGCCACGGUACAGGCACCUACUGACCAAAACUCAUCGAAGAUUGUGCUGCAUCAGUUACUCAAUUUUACCACGGGACCAAGUUCAUUGCUAUCUACUUUGCUUCAAAAUCAGACUUUUUUACCUGCUGGUUACUUACUGUACAUAGUAGCUUCUGUUUUGAAUAACAUGAAAACUGAAUUAUCUCUCCAAAAUGACAAAGUCAGUCUCCGAGAACACCUUGUCAAUCAGUCUUUCCUUCUUCCUAUAGGAACUUUGGAAGAAAUUGGUCAGGUAGUCAGCACUGUUACCAAAUUAACCCAAAAAACUUCUGAAUUCACUCGAGAUGCUCAGAAACGUGCCACAGUGAGGAUAUGGCAAGUAAAUCAAGCCCUGCAAGAGUAUCAACAAAAAAAUAAACACUUUCGCUCUGAACAAAUAGAAACUGUGAGCACUGGAACGUUAACGAGUUUGUCUAACAUCCUUAAACUGAUUUCCCCUCAGGAGGUGGUUGAAGAUCCUUUCUAUGUAAUAGAAUCUCUAUCAGAUACAAUAUUGGCUAAUAAAGUGCCAGAGAGUGAAACCACUGGAUUGAGAACCCCCAACUUUAACAUGUAUGUCAGGAAAGUUGAAAAAAGAAAUGUUACCCAGGCCUUCAGAAAGGAGAAACACUGCCGAAAUUGUUUUUAUCCAACACUCAAUGUGAGCAGUGUUCCUGAUCUACCUGCAAAUGCUCCGGUUUCUGUGAUGUUUUGUGAGUUCACAGAGGACCCCUUUCCUUGGUUAAGUGAUCAGGACGUCACUUCAGUAGAGGUGGUUGGAUUCCGAAUGACAGGAGUCACAGGUAAUGGUAAUGUGACGGAGAUUACCCCUGAUGUAGCAGAAAUAUACCUUGUCAGAAAAAACCUGACCUUUGCAACUUUUAAUCUCACAGUGGGACCUGACAGUGAGGUUGAUGGGUCCUUGAAGAGGACGACAGGGGCGUUCAGCUUUGAAGUGGACAGCAGAAUGCUUAGGGAGGUGCUGGUCCACAUCGUGACAGAAGUGACUGUGUUGUUUACUGUGUUGGUAUAUGCAGGCAGUCAGGUCAUCCCCACUGCCUUGGUCGCCACCUUCCUUGUAUCCCAUGACAUUCCUCCAGUUGCCAACCCAAGUACCCUGUUUGAUCCAGCCUGCGCAGUGAGGAAGGCCCGCGUGGUCUGCCUCCCUCUGUCCCUGCUGCAAGUUAUAGCCCAGCGCAGCCACGCGUCCCAGUGUGCUGUAUCUGUGGUUCUGCAGGCACCUCGUUUUGUCAUAAAGCCCAAUGAGAAGCUGGUGAGAAUUUCUCUUUUUAGCAUUCAAUGCUUGGACAUGUAUGGGAUUCAGGGGGAGUGGAGAGAAGAUAACUGCAUUCUUGGUGAGAAGACCACCUGGGACAAGGUACACUGUAUCUGUAAGAACGCAGUGAGGACCAGGAGGCAGCUAGACACAAUCAGACUAGCCAACAUUCAGCUGCAUACUCACUAUGUGAUGGCCAGGGUUAUUGUGGUCCCUAAUCCUGUGGAUCUGAGGUUCACGGUCAUCAAGAAUAUUCACCAAAACCCUGUGACCCUCUUCACUGUGCUUUUCAUUAUGCUCCUAUACACGAUCCUUGCUUUCUGGGCCUUGCACAGGGAUGAAAUGGACCAGUUUCUUCGGGAUCAUGUGAUAGUUCUACCUGAUAAUGACCCUUAUGACAACAUAUGCUACUUGGUCACUGUUUUUACAGGAAGUCGUUGUGGGUCUGGGACCAGGGCCGAUGUCUUUAUGCAACUUAGGGGAACAGAGAGUAACAGUGAUAUGCAUUGUUUAAGCCACCCACAUUGUAAAGCUUUCUACCGAGGAAGCAUUAACACUUUCCUCCUAACGACAAAAAGUGACUUGGGGGACAUCCAUUCCAUUUACGUGUGGCAAAACUAUGAGGGCAAUUCGCCUAGCUGGUAUUUAAGUAGAAUCAAAGUGGAAAAUCUGUUUAGCAGACACAUUUGGCUGUUCAUAUGCCAGAAAUGGCUUUCUGUGGACACCACCUUGGAUGGAACAUUUUAUGUCACCCACCCAGAUGAGCCUCUGAACAGAAAAGAUUUUUUCCUUAUAGAUGUGAGUAAUAAGCUAGCGAAAAAACACAUGUGGUUCUCUAUUUUUGCUGGUGUCACUACUAAAUCAUUCAGUAGGCUCCAAAGAUUGUCUUGCUGCUUAGCAAUGCUGCUAAGCUCUCUUCUUUGUAAUAUUAUGUUCUUUAAUCUAAAUAAACAAGAACAAACUGAGCCAAAAGAGGGGCGCUACAUCAGAUCAAUGAUGAUAGGAAUUGAAAGUGUCUUAAUUACAAUCCCUGUGCAAUUAUUAAUAACUUUUUUGUUCACCUAUUCCCAGAAGAAACCUCAAGUGAAUCUAGAUGAGGUGUCUCCUCAAAAGCAUCCCCUGAUGUCAGAAGAAAGUGUAUACUGGAAAGAACGUUUGGAAAAGUGGCAUACUUAUGAAACUGUUGAGGAACAUGCCAGGAAGGCCACAAAACCUGCAUCUCAGGGAAAGCCUCAGCUUCCUAACACUUCUGUUAAGGCAACCUUGAAAAAAAAGCACCAGCCCGAGAAACCAGAAACCAAGGCCUCUAAGACCCACAGACCAGACACAAAUGCCAAUAACAACAAAGAAAACACAAAUGCCAAUAACAACAAAGAAGAUAAUAAAGAUGCCUAUUCUGAAGAUCACUCUUCCCAGAAGAAUCUCCCACACCCUGAAAAAAAGCCCCAGAUCGUCCUGCCUUGGUGGUGUGUUUAUGUGGCUUGGUUCUUGGUGUUUGCCACUUCUAGCGUAUCUUCAUUCUUUAUUGUAUUUUAUGGACUGACUUAUGGCUAUGAAAAGUCAGUAGAAUGGCUCUUUGCAUCUUUUUGUUCAUUCUGUCAGUCGGUUUUUCUGGUGCAGCCAUCUAAGAUUUUACUUUUGUCAGGCAUUCGAACAAAAAAUCCCAAGUAUUGUAAAAACCUUUCAUGGUCAACCAAGUAUCAAUAUACUGAGAUCAGAUUGCAUGGAAUGAGUACACAUCAAGAUGAAAUGCAGAAGUUACAUGACCACAUCAUUCAAAUCCGAGCCUCCAGGAUGUACCAGCCCCUCACAGAAGAUGAGAUUAGAAUAUUUAAAAGAAAGAAGAGGAUCAAGAGAAGAGCUUUCCUGUUCCUAAGUUACGUUCUAACUCACUUUAUCUUUCUAGCCCUUCUGUUGACCCUGAUCAUUCUACUGUGCCACACUGACAGCUUUUACUAUAAUCAGUUUCUUCACAAUCACUUUUCUGUGGACCUUGCUAAUGUGACUAAGCUGGAAGACAUCUAUAGAUGGCUAAACAGUGUGCUGUUGCCUUUGUUACACAAUGACCUGAAUCCAACGUUUCUUACUGAUAGUUCGUCUAAAAUCCUUGGCCUUCCAUUGAUGAGGCAAGUGAGAGCAAAACCUGGUGAAAAAAUGUGUCUACCCGCCAAAAAGUUUGGGCCAAACAGCAUUGAAGGAGAAAUUCAUUGUCAUCACAAAUAUGGUGUUGACCCAGAAGACACAAAAUGCUAUUCUAGCUUUUGGAAUGAAGUUAGUAAGCGGGCUAUAGACAAGAAUACCGAUGGGUUUACUUAUAAGCCUCAAGAAAAGCAAUGGGUGCAUUAUUCCUAUGGACUGUUACAUACCUAUGGAUCAGGAGGGUAUGCAUUCUAUUUUUUUCCAGAAAAACAGCAAUUUAAUUCCACACUGAGGCUCAAAGAACUUCAAGGAAGCAACUGGCUUGAUGAAAAGACAUGGGCUGUGAUUUUGGAACUAACAACUUUUAAUCCAGAUGUUAAUCUGUUCUGUAGCAUUUCGGUUAUAUUUGAAGUAUCUCAGCUAGGAGUUGUCAACACAAGCAUAUCUCUUCACUCUUUCUCACUUGCUAAUUUCGACAGAAAAACUUCAGCAGAAAUCUAUUUGUACGUGGCCAUUCUCAUUUUUUUCUUAGCUUACAUUGUUGAUGAGGGUUAUAUCAUUAUGCAAGAAAGAACUUCCUACAUGAGAAGUGUCUAUAAUUUGCUCAACUUUGCUUUAAAGUGCAUAUUUACUAUGUUGAUUGUGCUCUUUCUCAGGAAACAUUUCCUGGCCACUGGCAUGAUUCAGUUUUAUUUGUCAAACCCCCAAGACUUCAUUCCCUUUCAUGCAGUUUCUCAAGUUGAUUACAUCUUGAGGAUAACUUUGGGCUUCUUGUUAUUUCUGACAAUUUUGAAGACCCUCAGGUAUUCCAGAUUCUUCUACGUUGUGCGCCUGGCUCAGAGAGCCAUCCAGGUAGCCCUUCCAAGCAUCUGCCACAUGGCACUUGUGGUAUCUGUGUAUUUCUUUGUAUACGUGGCUUUUGGUUACCUGGUAUUUGGUCAGCAUGAGUGGCACUACAGUAAUUUGAUUCGUGCCACUCAGACUAUAUUUUCCUAUUGUGUUUCAGCUUUCCAGAACACUGAAUUUUCCAAUAAUAGGAUUCUUGGGGUCCUGUUCCUCUCAUCUUUCAUGCUGGUAAUGAUCUGCAUCUUGAUAAACUUAUUUCAGGCAGUGAUUUUGUCCGCCUAUGAGGAAAUGAAGCAGCCCGUGUAUGAGGAACCAUCAGAUGAAGCAGAAGCGAUGACCUAUCUGUGUCGCAGGUUAAGAACUAUGUUUAGGUUUCAGACCCCACAAUCUGGGGCCAAAGAUGAGCCUGCGUUCUUUAUUGACAUGCUGUAUGGGCAGCCAGAGAAGAACAGCUACCGGUAUCUGGGGCUGAAGACCAGAAACAUCAAUGGGAAGAAAAUGGUGUACCUCGUUGUUUGA